Molecule: messenger RNA, 2933 nt
Organism: Anguilla rostrata (American eel)
Lineage: Eukaryota; Metazoa; Chordata; Actinopteri; Anguilliformes; Anguillidae
Product: class E basic helix-loop-helix protein 40-like
Exons: 5
Coding region: 364-1569 (401 amino acids)
Biological process (GO): regulation of neurogenesis; anterior/posterior pattern specification; regulation of transcription by RNA polymerase II
Cellular component (GO): nucleus
Molecular function (GO): DNA-binding transcription factor activity, RNA polymerase II-specific; RNA polymerase II cis-regulatory region sequence-specific DNA binding; protein dimerization activity
Source: RefSeq, a predicted model, not a curated record
GUAGGUCAGUCUGUGAGCGAGAGUCACAGGGUUUAUUUAACACGUAGCUCUAUCCACCCUCACUCAUACAUUUAACCAAGACGGAGAGUCGGAACUACUGCUGGCUACGUCUGAAUCGCGGGGUGGCAACGUCGUCUGCAGUCCUUGUCUUUGCUAAAAUUAUACUAAAGCCAAGAAUGAAAAUAUAAAGCAACAGAAACAAAAGUGAUUAUUAACCUGGAGUUGGAAUUAAUACGAACAAGCGGCACCACGAGAGCAUUUAUUUGCUAAACUUAUAAAACAGGAAUAUACUACUGUAUAUUCUGACUGUAGAAAUCGGGGAAAAUCUGCAUACUUUAUUUGGGAUUGUUAAAGAAAAAGAAAAUGGAAAGGAUUACAAGUGCGCAACCACCUCCUUGUAUGGCAAAACACCCGUCACUGGAGAUCUCUGACAUGCAAGCGAUGGACUUCCCUAUGUACGUAUACAAGCCCAGAAGAGGCGUGAAGCGCGGGGAGGACAGCAAGGAAACUUACAAGCUGCCCCAUCGACUGAUCGAAAAGAAAAGGCGUGACAGAAUAAACGAGUGCAUCGCUCAACUAAAGGAUUUAUUGCCAGAGCACCUUAAACUUACAACGCUGGGCCAUCUGGAGAAAGCUGUGGUUUUGGAGCUCACCCUCAAGCACGUGAAAACACUGACGGCUAUGCUGGAACAACAGCAACAGAAAAUCAUGGCCUUGCAGAACGGCAUGCAAAUUGCUGAGCAGCCUUCUCCUAGCCCAGAGAACAGCGAGGAGAUGUUUCGCUCAGGGUUUCACCUGUGUGUCAAGGAGGUCCUCCAGUACCUGGCCAAUCAGGAGGGCGGUAGAGAUGUGACACCCACCCACAUGAUCAGCCACCUGCACAAGGUGGCAUCAGAGGUGCUGCAGGGCACUCCCAGCCCACGUGCCGAGAAGCCCGCCCACAAGGAGAAGCCAACCGGGCCAGUGCCCAAGGGGGCGGAGGGACACGGGAAGAACUGCGUGCCUGUCAUCCAGAGGACUUACCCGCAGGCGGGCAGCGAGCAGAGCGGCAGCGACACAGACACUGACAGCGGCUACGGGGGCGAGCUGGAGAAGGGCGACUCCAAGGCCGAGCGGGCCGUCUACUACGGCGACGAGCGGCAGCUGAAGUACGCGCUGUCCGAGAGGAUGGCAGGAGCCAUCAAGCAGGAGGGCGACGAGCCGCGAGCCAAGCGCCUCCGAGCAGAGUCCUCGGAGGACGAGUCCCUGUCCGGCGUCGAGCCGAUGGGGGGCCAUCCCGGCUACAUGGGCUACCAGUCGCCGCUCUGCGUGCCCUUCUACCUCAUCCCUCCCGCAGCCGCCGCCUACCUGCCCAUGCUGGAGAAGUGCUGGUACCCGGGGGGCAUGCCCGUUUUAUACCCGGGCCUCGGAGGGUCGGGGGCUGGCAUCUCACUGGAGAAGCACCCUCAGUCCCUCAUCAUGUCCCCCAGAGUGGGCUCCCCUGUCGCUGCACCAACCCCCAUGGACUCCCCAGCAUUGCUCCAAGCUUUGAAGCAGGUGCCCCCAUUAAACCUGGAAACCAAAGACUGAUAACUUUUCUUUUCCAUCCCCUUGAGUCCCUCGCUCUUAGAGUUUGUGCUGUCGAAGACUGCCUGCUGGCAAACCAUGAAAGGUAGGAAGAGAACAGAGAGUAGAGGGUACCUGUGUUGUCCUUCAGCAGCUGGAGUGGACCCCCUGUAGCCACAGUAUCCUAGUGAGAGAACACAGCUGUUAAAAGCACGCCUGGUCAUCACCACUCUUCAACCCCGAAAGAAAGAGAGAGAAAGACACGGUGAACACUGAAAACUAUGAGGGGCUGUCCAUGUACUUUGAGAGCACCACAGAAAACCAUGAAGGUGAAAGUUAUGGGCAUGGGCAAAUUGAAAGUCCAAAAAAGAAAGUUGGUGAAUUCAGGAGGUUCCUCUGCACAUCUAGUUGAUGUCAGAAUCAAAGUUUUGAGUGUGAUUUGUGCCCCCCAACCCCCAAACCCCACAGCAAUCAGGACCUUCCCUUUGCAUAAGCACGCCUCAGUUGAAUGUAAAUGGUUAAACCCUGUAGAUGCUGCUUUUCUAAGUGUCUGCAUGCUGUAGACUAAGUAAUGGAGGGUGAGCUGGAGAAUUCUCCUUGUUGUGCAUGUAGCUGCUGAAUAAAACAGAUCUUACCCAGAAACCUGUUCACGCAUAAAGUUCAUGCCAACGUUCUUGUAAAGUCAGCCAUGUGUCUGACUGUUGGCCAGAGCUAUCACUGCAGAUACACACCCUUUCCUAUCUCGCUCAUACGCCCACCACCAAAAAAUACACCAUAGACUUUUUCAAAGAUUAGAGUUUCUUGUACACCUGGUUUUCAUCUCUCUUGAAAAUCAGGACAGUGGAUAAUGCAUAAUACAUAGUGUUGAGAUUAGAAUUCAUUACCAUUUGUACAGAUGGAUUGUAACAUUGUGAGAAAAGUGAUGGAUUCUCUUGUAAUUAUUUUGUUAAUACUACUUGUACAUCUCUAUUUUUGAUACGUGUCCUACAAAUUCUGUACUACCAUGCUGACUAGAAGGAGUUUUAAACAAUUGUUCAUUGUUUGCCGAGAGAACGUGUAUAUAGCACUGUUAGAUCUUGCGUCAUUCUCAAAAUUCAUCUCUGGUCAAAUUAAACCUGUUCUUUAUUCAUGAUGUUGCCUUGUGAAAGCUGAUAAAACCUAUAUCAGACGUUUACUAAAUGUAUUUGUAUGAAUACUGGAAUAUAAAGUCAAGAGAGAAAAGUGAAUGUAACGUUUUAAACAGAGGAUUAGUUUUGUACAGGAAGAGGUACAUGGGAUUUUAUAUUUUGGGACCUACCAGAAAGUUGUUUGUUGUACAUAUUUUGUCUAUAAAUGUUGAUAUACAUUAUAUAAGCAUAAUAAUAAACUAUUUUUUUUCCUGUGGAAAA